Maniola jurtina (meadow brown) is the source of this 3079-nucleotide messenger RNA. It is a transcript of the gene gwl, whose product is annotated as serine/threonine-protein kinase greatwall. Gene Ontology annotation, biological process: peptidyl-serine phosphorylation; intracellular signal transduction. Gene Ontology annotation, cellular component: nucleus. Gene Ontology annotation, molecular function: protein serine/threonine kinase activity; ATP binding. NCBI's taxonomy places the organism in Eukaryota, Metazoa, Arthropoda, Insecta, Lepidoptera, Nymphalidae. The transcript is spliced from 12 exons. The record is from RefSeq and is a predicted model, not a curated record. The coding region runs from base 366 to 2381 and encodes 671 amino acids.
CUCUAUGGUCCUUUUUUUUUGGUUGGUGCUGUAUGAUUUGGUGCAACUGUUUAAAAUUUAAAUUUUGUUUUUAAUUAUUAUCUUACGAGGGGGAUUAAUUCAACAUUUAUUUAUGUACCUAAUGCUUUAAAUAAUAUCUGUAUUCUGUAUACAUUAACAAGUACCUAUCAAGAUGAUCACAGCUCGGUAAAGUGCUGAUAAGCUAAGGCCAAGGAAUAGUGUUUCGGUCAAGUUUCCGUGUUUAUAUUUUGUGAUUCAAAUAAAUAUUAUUUAUUUGGAGUCAAUAUUAAAGUAGAGACAAGAGACAUACCUAAAGCAUCCUAAGUUAAAAUUACCACGUAAAAGAAGUCUUCGAAUACUUCAUCAUGGCUUCAAAUGAUUCAGUUCUAGAUGAUAAAAUAUCUAGCCACACAAUUUUACAAAAGAUAAAUGCUAAUUGUCAAGAUUCAAUCUCAAACAAGGCCCCAGACAUUAAUGAUUUCACCAUUGUUAAACCCAUUAGUCGGGGUGCUUUCGGAAAAGUUUUUCUUGCCCAUAAGAAGAAUAAUAAAGACCAGAUGUAUGCAAUUAAAGUGAUGAAGAAGUCUGACAUGAUAAAUAAAAACAUGGUUGCACAAGUUGUUACAGAGAGAAAUGCACUGGCAUUAUCAAGAAGUCCCUUUUGUGUUCAUUUGUUUUACUCAUUGCAGUCAGCAUCAUCGGUCUAUUUGGUUAUGGAAUUCAUGGUUGGUGGUGAUUUGAAAUCAUUGUUAGGGACUUAUGGAUUUAUGGAAGAGCCUAUGGCUGUGUUUUAUGCAGCGGAAGUAACUUUAGCUCUGGACUAUUUGCACAAACAUAACAUUAUCCACAGAGACCUGAAGCCGGAUAAUAUGUUGAUAUCAAAAACUGGCCAUGUUAAACUAACUGAUUUUGGCUUAUCUAGAAUUGAAGUACAUAGAGAUUUAGAAAUAUCAGAUUUUGUCAACUGCACGCCAAGUCUUACUAUGCGAACACCAGGACAGUUGUUGUCGUUGACGUCACAUCUAUCGUUUGGCUCUGGAGGCAAAGACGGCGCGCGGCACUCGGUCGCCGAUACUUGUGAGAAUCUCCUUGAUCAACUUAUUGAUACUUCUAAAAAAAGCGACUCCCCUCUGUUAGAUUACUCUCAACUGUCAGGGAUACAUCCUUUUUUGAGCGCGGAGAGCAUAAUUUUGGGUGAACUGUCUAGUCAAGGUUCAGGAUCCGGAUCAUUAAGCUCGUACCACACUUGCGAGAGUUCUAAAAACAGCACCAAUAAUACGAAGAGCAGCAACAAAUCAACUGACAUCAGCAGCACUUACAGCUCAUCUGUGGAGUCCAAUGUAUUCACUGAGUCGCAACAUGACCAGUCCACUUCCCCACUGUGUAGAGGGCAGUCUUUGAAAAGGAUACCUAGUUUCCGUGCCAAGAAGAGAAAGAGAAUACUAGACUGUGAUGGCGACACGCCAACAGGAGUAACGAGUCUUAUGGAGUCUAAAGAAAACCACAGUGGCCUUACUCAAGAAAUCAUGGCUUUAGAAUUGGAAGUCAGUCAAAACACGCCCAAAAGGAUGGCCAUACAUCCCACUCCCGACAGACGUAAAAAUCCCCUUAAAGGAGUAUUAAAGAAAAGAUGGGCAUCACAGAACGAUAGUCAUCAUUUUAAUGUCGGUGUUAUAUUCUCUACGCCAGUGUCAAAUAAGUCGCCAGACACAAAGAAGAAAGCGACGAGAUUCAAUUUACCUCUCGACGAUACGGUUUUGAGUAGCAAAGACAAGUCAGCUACUUUUGGGAAGCACAUAUCUACGAGUUUAGAGAUUUUUCCUACAAGGAGGUUGAGUAAGGACGAAGGCAGUAAAUCCCCGACAGAAUGCAAAACACCGCUCGCAGCCGCACAGACACCGUAUCGGACGCCGAAGAGCGUGCGGCGCGGGAACCAAAUGUCCGACCAACCUAUCCUCGGCACGCCCGACUAUCUUGCUCCAGAACUAUUAUUGCAACAAAGUCACGGCCCAGCCGUGGACUGGUGGGCGCUGGGCGUAUGUCUGUACGAGUUUAUGACGGGAGUGCCUCCUUUCAAUGAUGAAUCGGUGCAAGCUGUCUUCAAGAACAUACUGUCUAGAAAUAUAGAAUGGCCUGAAGAGGACGAGGCGCUGUCAGUAGAAGCGGUGAGUGCUAUCGAAGCGCUGCUGACGAUGGAGCCCGCCAACCGGCCCGGCGCCGCGGCCGUCAAGGCCAUGCCAGUGUUCCGGCAUGUAGACUGGCAGAAUCAACUCCAAGCUGAACCACCUUUCGUGCCAACCCUAGACGACAUCUAUGAUACUGGAUACUUUCAAGCACGGAAUAUCCUGCAGCAUCUCCAUGUAUCAAACUUUGACAUGUGAAGUUACAUCGGGCGGUACAAUUUUAUUCAUUAGCUAAUUUUAAUUUGUGCGAUAUGAUCGUAAUAGUACCAAAUAAUACGAAUUUAUAUUCUUUAUUUUAAAAGUGGGUACUGUUUUUGUGGUGUACCAUAAAGUUUAUGAAUUAUGAAUUAAUUAUUAUUAUCAAUUUUCACAUUGUUUGGCUUUAAUCACAUUAUUACGACAGAGUCCACGCGAAUAUAUACAUUACAUAAUAUUAGAUAUAAAAUUUAGCUUACUUUAAAUCUGUACAGUACAUAAUAUUAAAGAUAAAAUUUAGUUCACUUUAAAAAAUUAACGCGCGAACUAACUUAGAAGCAUUUACAUAUUGUAAUGUAACUAAUUGGAAUUCGAUUUUGAGCAUUACUUACAAUAAUGCAGUACUAACCGGAGGAAAAUUUGCUUUCACUCACUACAACAAUGUUUGAAGUUGUCUAAAAUUAUUAAAAAAAACUCGGGUCCUGUUAAACGGAUGGGCUGUGCAAAUGGAUCGCGUUUAUAGUAUUAAGUACUAUAGAUUAAUUAUACGAUUAGUUGUAUUUUGUAUGUGUUGAGGUGACUUAUUGUUUUCCUUUAUAUUUCGUUGUGUCCUACCCAAGUGUGAAUGAGCUUAGUUAUGUAUUAUCAUUAUAUUAUAUAUCUGCACAUUUAAUUAAAAAAUAAACAACAUGUCAAGGUAU